AUUCUGAAGUGCGUGGCUGAUCGUUGUAAUGUGCACUGUUACGAUGGGGAUUGUCCAUCAUGCAGAGCUAUGGCUAAACGGAUGUUCACGAUCAUCUGCCUACAAACGGACAUGCUCAAUCUAUCCCAUAUCCAGUACACAGGAACUUGUCCACGAUUCUUCAACGAUCUGGCCGAUGAGUAUGUGGCUGCACGAAGACGAGUUGCAGUCUGA
Haemonchus placei is the source of this 213-nucleotide messenger RNA. Lineage: Eukaryota; Metazoa; Nematoda; Chromadorea; Rhabditida; Trichostrongylidae. The record is from the annotation of a GenBank genome assembly.